UCAUGACCAUAAUCUUCUCUGCUACCGUGAAAGCAGGCCAGAGUGAGCACAAGCCAAGAAGAAGAAGAAGAAGUAGCAGCAAUGGGGAACACCAAGAGCAGCAUGUUGUCCAAGGAACUUCUGGAGGAGUUGAAAUCCAACACCAAGUACUCGGAGGCCGAACUGUGCAGCUGGUACCAGUCCUUCCUCCGGGAAUGUCCUGGCGGGAAGAUCAGCAAGGAGCAGUUUGAAGGCAUUUACGCCAGCUUCUUCCCGGAUGCCGACCCCACCGCCUACGCCCGCCACGUCUUCCGUAGCUUCGACACCAACUCUGACGGCACCCUGGACUUCAAGGAGUACAUCGUGGCACUGCACCUGACCUCGGGCGGAAGGACCCGGCAGAAGCUGGAGUGGGCCUUCGCCCUCUACGACGUAGACGGCAACGGGACCAUCAGCAAGAACGAGAUUCUGGAGAUCGUCAGGUCCAUCUUCAACAUGAUCCCGGCUGACGACCAGGAGAGCCUUUCCGAAGAUGAGAACACGCCAGAGAAGAGAGCAGAGAAGGUCUGGUGCUUCUUUGGGAAGAAGGACAAUGACAAAAUCUCAGAGGGCGAGUUCAUCCAAGGGGUUAUGGACAACAAAGACAUCCUGCGCCUCAUCCAGUACGACGAACCUCAGAAGAUUAAAGACAAACUGAAGGAGAAGAAACAGUAGGCCAGUGUGGUAGUGCGCAGACUGUUUCUGUUUCCCUUUAUGUUGCCAUGGCAACCGCACAGGAAGUGUUUCUCAACAACUAAUUUUGGACCAAAACAAAUCAAGAACGUUGUCACUGCGUUGGGAAUCAGAAUGUGUCUUGAUUACAGUGAACCCUGCAUUCUCGCGAUUCGGCAUUCACCGAUUUUUGGGAGGAUUUUAGCACCAUCUGGUGGCAUCUCGAUGUCAAGGAACUAUGUUGAAGUUAGUUGAGGUGUUUCAUUUAGACAUAAACUCAUUGGACUGACGAGUCAAGCAUAUAGUCCACUACAGUAUAUAGAAAUCCCUCAAUCAUUAGGGAGUAGACCUUGAGUGAAUGAUUCCGAAUGCAGUCGCUGAGUUUGGAAUCAUUCACCCAUUCUCUUCUCCUGAAAGACUACAAAGGGAUUUUUGGUUUACUUUUUAGGGAACUUUCUUGGUACUAUUUAAAAAUCAUACAGAAUCCCUACAAAAUCCCAAUUAGGGAGUAGGAAAUGAGUAAAUGAUUCCAAACAGCCUCAAUGACGCUGAAGUCAAACCAUAUUGUCAGCUCAUGCUAAGGAAGUUGGCACUGCUUUGGGUUCUCAGUUCCAUGCUGCCCCCCACAGGUCUGGAGUGUCACGGCAAGAAGCUGUGAAUAAUUAGCAGUAUGCUUCCGCUAAGCUGCUUGAAUGUGUUUACAAAUGCCCUUAAUUAAGUGCAUGAGGACCCGGCCGGGCGGGGGGGACUCAGGUUAAGCGCAUUAAUCCUGUCAUGAGCUGAAGGUCGAUGCCAAGUGCCCCAACUAAGAAUCCAAUCACAGUCAUUGCACAUUUCAACUUAGUACAUUGAACGUUACAUUUGGGACAGCCUCAAAUGUAUUGCAACGCACUUAAUCUCAUUAAAACACACUUUAAAAAAAAAAUAAAAAAGUAUUCCUUCGUAGUAUUAGUAAUAAUGAAGCUCCGAAGAAAAUAAACAGAGAGGUAUUUUAAACUGUCAACUACUGAAAGCAUAGCUCCCUAAUUCCAACUACAACUAUAAAUACUGUUUUUUUUAAUAGCAUUUAUUUGCAAAUAAUGAAAACUGGUCAACAUACCCAAAUUAGUUUUUUUCAGUUUCAUUUAGACAACAAUAGUGCUUUGCCUCCAUCAUCUUGGUUCUUUGUAUUCGCAGGAAUAGUGAAAAUCUGCCCGUAAGGGUUCGUAAGUACCUAGAGACGCCACAAGAUGGUGGUAAAGCACUACUUUUGUCUGAGUGAAACUCCUCAACUUACUUCAAGAUCGUUCCCUGGCACCAAGAUGGCGUCAAAGCACUACUCUGGUCUAAAUGAAACUCCUCAACUCACGUCAACAUAGUUCCUUCGCACCAAGAUGCCACAAGACGGCGCCAAAGUAAUACUUUGGACAAAAACAGUAAAUAAGUGGGUUUAAAAAAAAAAAAAAAAAAAAGAUAAAAAUGUGAAUCCACAAACGCCAAACUGCAAAUAUAAGUGCUCCUACAUAGAAUAUAUUAGGUAAGGGAUAAGUGUAACUCUCUGACACUCUUGCUAGACAUAUAGUCUGGAGCCAAACACAGUGCAGCUCAGCUUCUGGCAAGCAGAAGUCAUGGCGAGCUAUAUGGUUCAAACAAAAAGUAGGCCGUGAGAAUCCAGUUUCCAGCUGUACAGUUUUUGAGCACCCUAAAGAACUAACCUAAUAAUUCACACUGUUGCUGUUGCAUUUGUCGGCAUCCUUCAUUUCCUCAAAAGAAAACAAACUAUUGAUGCUGCCUUUUCCUACAAAGAAAAGAUUCAAGCUUCCCAGGUUUCGUUUUAAAUGCUAUUAAAUCCGUUCCAGUUUACAGAAAA
This is a messenger RNA of Phycodurus eques (leafy seadragon), 2539 nucleotides long. It is a transcript of the gene rcvrna, whose product is annotated as recoverin a. The transcript is spliced from 3 exons. The coding region runs from base 82 to 693 and encodes 203 amino acids. The record is from RefSeq and is a predicted model, not a curated record. Gene Ontology annotation, molecular function: calcium ion binding. Lineage: Eukaryota; Metazoa; Chordata; Actinopteri; Syngnathiformes; Syngnathidae.